AUGCCUCUCGUCGUUCCUGGUAUCAACUCAACUUCUGGCGACAAAGCCGAGGAGUGGCAGAACAAGCUCAUCGGCAAGAAGCUUUCCGAUGACGAGGCUUCCACCGAGACGGUGUUUGCCAAGCGAGAUCUUCCCCAGGAGACGCGCAUUAUUGAGCCCGGAAUGAUGGUUACAAAGGACUUUAAGGAAGACAGACUCAAUGUCCACCUCAAGGAUGACGGAACUGUCUCACAUGUCGUCAAGGGUUAA
This is a messenger RNA of Fusarium pseudograminearum CS3096, 249 nucleotides long. RefSeq lists its product as uncharacterized. The coding region runs from base 1 to 249 and encodes 82 amino acids. The transcript has 2 exons. Lineage: Eukaryota; Fungi; Ascomycota; Sordariomycetes; Hypocreales; Nectriaceae. The record is from RefSeq and is a predicted model, not a curated record.